Molecule: messenger RNA, 1032 nt
Organism: Scylla paramamosain (green mud crab)
Lineage: Eukaryota; Metazoa; Arthropoda; Malacostraca; Decapoda; Portunidae
Gene: RpLP0-like
Product: mRNA turnover protein 4 homolog
Exons: 6
Coding region: 255-992 (245 amino acids)
Biological process (GO): ribosomal large subunit assembly; nuclear-transcribed mRNA catabolic process; ribosomal large subunit biogenesis
Cellular component (GO): preribosome, large subunit precursor; nucleolus
Molecular function (GO): RNA binding
Source: RefSeq, a predicted model, not a curated record
CGAUCCAAAGGCCUGGCUCAGGAGUGAUCCUGUGCCACCUGUACCAUCAAGAUCAAGAUCAAGAUGUAACAUCAAGAUCAAGAUCAAGGCAAAACCUCGUGGGGUGUUUGCCGCGCAUCGUUGCUCUCUGAUAACUCGAGAUUUACUCUUGUCAUCCAUCACAUUAGUAUGCACUGAAGCAGGGCUGCUUCAGGAGUGCAUCCAACAAUCAACAAGGCAGAUCUCUGCACUAACACUACAGGAAGAAAACAAAAAUGCCUAAGUCUAAGCGUGAUAAAAAGAUUUCCCUAACUCAAACAAGGAAGAAAGGACUGGACUUCAAGCAAAAUCUGGUGGAGGAGAUACGGAAAUGUAUUGAUCUUUAUGCAAGAGUGUUUGUCUUUUCCUCACAACACAUCAAGACAAAUAAACUAAAGGAAAUACGGAAUGAAUGGAGCCACAGCAGAUUCUUCCUUGGCAAAAACAAGGUAAUGGCCCUAGCAUUGGGGCGCACUCCAGAAGAGGAGAUUCAAGAAAACCUGCACAAGGUUUCCCAGCGACUAGUGGGCCAGUGUGGUUUACUCUUCACAAAUGCCUCCAAGGAUGAAGUUAUGGAGUACUUUGAAAAUAGAAGAUACCCUGUACAACCCCAUGCUGGAGAUGUAGCUUCUGAAACUGUUGAGUUGAAGAAAGGGCUCCUUCCCCAAUUUUCUCAUGCUAUUGAACCCCAUCUACGCAAGCUAGGAAUGCCUACUAGGUUGGAGCGCGGUGUCCCAGAGCUCAUGCAGGACUUUAUAGUGUGUGAAGAAGGCAGGCAACUCAUCCCUGCCCAGGCCAGCAUUCUGAAACUCCUGGGCAAGGAAAUGGCAUACUUUCAACUACAGAUGGAGUGGUGCUGGAACAGACUGGAUGGCAAAUUUGAGUGUCUGCAAGAUGUUAACGGGAAGGAGAAUGAGGAUGAGAAAGAUGAGGAGCUGAAGGAAGAGGAGGAGGAUGAUGAAGAAGAGGAAUAGGAAAUGUAUUCUUUUAAUCAUAAUAAAAAUUUAAAAUGUU